AUGGCUCGCAAGAGGCGGACUGAAGGAGAGGCGGCUGCUGCUGCUGCUGGCGGCGCCGCUCCUGUUGCUAACAGGGGAGGGCAACAGCCUGGGGACAGUGCCUCUAAACCCAGUGACGCAGCCUCAAGCAGCAACUCUAAAGGAGGCCCUGCUCAUGGGCAGGGCCGCCACAGCAGGCAGGGAGGGGAGGCCGCGUCUCGCCAGGGCGUCGCGGUGUCCUCGACUGCAGCAGCAGAGGCUGACGGUAAUGCUUCAAUUCCCGGAGCAUCUCUAAAGACUGGAGGGCCCGCAGCAAAGGACGUUUUAAAGGAGGCAGAAUCUGCUGCUGGAAAUCAGGACAGCUCUCCUGGGUCUGCGCUGCUGCAGCGCCGUGAUAUCGAUAUGACUGGCAUGACAGCCAGCCAGAAGAAAAACCUCAAGAAGAAGCUGCGCAAACAGGAGCAAAGACAGCAAGCAGCAGAGCUGAACGAUGCUAUGCGCGUGGGGGCGGGAGCAGCCACCUUGGCGUCUCGCCUUAACAAAAUGAUUGAGGAGUGGACGGGGAGAUUGACGGAGUUAGAGAAUAGCAUCGGGCAGGGAGGCAACAUGCGGCAGACUAUUGAAGCAGCGGAGCAGCUACAGAAGGAAAUACUUGAGGCGCAGGAUGAGGAGAUGAGCCGCGCAAAGAAACCCAUCAACAAACGCGCCACAGUUCAGCAGGUGCAGGAGAAGAUAAAGGAAGCAGAGCUGACGAUUCAGAAGCAGCAGAAGGAACAGCAGAGGCUGAGUGCUCAACAAGGCAAGGGGGGCGCCGAGGAUAGGAGCGCUGAGGCUGCUGCCCAGGAGGCACGCCUUGAGGAGUCUCUGCGGUAUCUCGCUCACCUCAAGGAGCAGUUGGUGCUGACGCAGCAGCAGAGCGACUUGCGUACGUUUCAGCAGCAAGUGUCUGAACUGAAGAUAUCCCUGGAUCACACAAUAAAGCAAGCUCGUAAGGCUGCACAGCAGGCGGCUACCGCCACAGACAACCGCAGAGUGCAGCAGCGGGAAGGGCUUCUGCGGCGUCGGCUUAAGGAGGUUGGAGCAGCAGUCCCUGAAGAAGGGGGAGCUUCUCUGAUAACGGUUACUGUCUCUCUUCCUCCGGAGUCAAAUUAUAUAUUGCUUACUCCCCAAGGCCAGCCGUCCUUGCUGCUGCGCAAGAUAGAGCGCAAGUUCGGGGUGCUGGCGGAGAAGAAGGGCGCGGGAGACCGCGGCGUUACUCUUAGCAUCAUCUCGUAUAACCAAGGUGCAUGCGACAAGUGUGUGGCUUUCCUAAACGCAUGCAACUUCCCUCAAGUACCCCUGGGGCUCAGCACCUCCCCUAACUGCGUCUCUCUAGAGGGACAGAGCAUUGGCGCCUUCAUAGGCAGCGGCGGCGCCAACCUCCGCCGCUUAGAGGCUGAGCUCGACGUUCUCCUCUGGGUAGAAGACAAGUGGAUCACCGUCUUGGGCCAUGAGGCGGCCGAGUCUCGAUCUCCCCCAUCGGCAAGCGACUCCUCUCAGCCUCAGCACAAGUGCGAGUUUGAGGCAGAGGUUGUUCGUGCGAUGGCCCAGGGGACCUCUAAGACGCGGGCGAAGGUUCAGGAGGUGGAGAGUGCUUUGGGUGUUACAGUUCUUGUGAGGCUUCCUCGGCGCGGCGACACGAGCAAGACGGCUGCAGUUGUGGUGAAGGGCUCAGACCCUGAAGCCUGCAAGAAGGCUUGUGCAGAUCUGGAGAAGGCAUUUAAAGAUUUCAGCUCCCAGGCUGUUGAAUGCGACAGAGCUAAGGCCAGCAGGAUUCUUCGUGGGGCAGCGGUGGACUUCUCCCACAUUGAUGGCCAUGAGCUGAUCUCGAUUCUUCGGUAUGAUGAUGGGGUGCUGCUGGUGGGGCCGUCGAAGGCGCUGCCUGCUGCUGUAGAGGCAUUGCGUGCAGCUAUGGAUCAGCUGGCGCGUGCGACGGAGACGAUGGAGAUAAAAGCAACGCAGCUACGCAUUGUGGACCGCGCGAAGCGGGCUGAAAUAGAAAGCCUCAGCGGGGCGUCUUGCAGGCCACCCAUCCACGACGGUGAGAGGGUUACGCUGACCUUCACGGGGCAUCCAGAUGCUGUGCAGAAGGCCCUCGAGUUGGUGAGAGAAACACUGGAGAAGCAGAAGGAAGAGGAAAUGGAGCUGUCUCUUGCUGCUGCUCUUCUCUUUCUUGUGGACAAGACCCAUCGCGAGCUGGAAGACGAACUCGGCUUGCGCAUUCGCGUAGAUGUCCCGAGAAAGGUGCUUAUUGUGCGGGGCUUGACGGAUGGCCACGACGCCGUUCAAGAUGCCAUUAAGAGGGUUGAAGAACAAGUCGCUAGUAGUGGCAAGGUGGCUACGACUGUGGCGGUUCCCCGCGAGGCGGUGCCUCUGAUUCUGGGCCGCCAGGGAACAAACGUUCGUCGUCUGCAAAGCGAGUGCGACUUGGACAACAUCGUCAUAGAAGGCCGCCCGCAGGCGGUGUAUCUCUUGGGUUCUCAAGCAGCAGUGGAUCAAGCCACGGCAAUGCUGCAGGAGAUCGUUGCCAACAGCAGCGGCACACGGGCACAGAAUGGGCUCGACGGAGGCGAUAGACGCCCCAGACUAGGCGGCAGAGGACCAGGCCGCGGCGAUCGGAAUGAUGCAGGAGGUCGAGAAGAUGGAGCAGCUUCUAGGCGGCGGGGCGCUGGCGGCAAGCCAGCAGCUCCCCCUAAACCGUACAACGCUAGUGUAGACGAUGAAACAGCGUUCCCCUCUCUAGGUGUUUGCAUGGCGCGUCCGGGCGGUCGCUGGCAGAAGAAGUCGCCAGGCCCCGAAAAUGCAGCAGCAGAGGCGCCUGCGAAGGCUAGCAGUGAAGCCGUAGCAGCGGAAACAGAGGAAGAGUCCGUCGGGGUUGAGGAUAGUGCGAAUUAA
Molecule: messenger RNA, 2913 nt
Organism: Eimeria acervulina
Lineage: Eukaryota; Apicomplexa; Conoidasida; Eucoccidiorida; Eimeriidae
Product: KH domain-containing protein, putative
Exons: 3
Coding region: 1-2913 (970 amino acids)
Molecular function (GO): RNA binding
Source: RefSeq, a predicted model, not a curated record